AUGAAAAUUCUUCGCCCACUUGAUAAUCUUGAAAGGUUUUUUUUAAACAUUCAAUCAUUAAAUAUUUGUAGAAGCAAUGUUUAUUUCACAGUAAGAUAUUAUUGGGAUGAAUUAGUUAACUUGCAGAAUCCAUUUUUAGAAAUUAAUAUCUCUCGGAUUCUUUUUCCAGCCCUUGAAAGAGUCAUUUCUAAAACCCCUCAUUUGUGUAUUUCAAUUAAAGAUGCAAAGACAUCAAACCCACAAUUUGUCGUUUUACCUGAAAUAGAUUUUUCAAGUAUUAUCAAAUUUGUUUCAAUCUCGUCAAAUGAAGAACUUGUCAAUAUUACGGAAAAAGAACUUUAUACAGAAUUCGAUUUAGAUGAUGAAACGAAACCUUACUGGCGUAUUAUUGUUGGAACAAACAAUACAAUAUUACAUGGAGAUUCAGAAAAACAAUCAGAUUUCAAUUUAUGUAUAAU
Molecule: messenger RNA, 458 nt
Organism: Scutellospora calospora
Lineage: Eukaryota; Fungi; Glomeromycota; Glomeromycetes; Diversisporales; Gigasporaceae
Source: the annotation of a GenBank genome assembly